Messenger RNA from Orbilia oligospora ATCC 24927, 669 nucleotides. RefSeq lists its product as uncharacterized. Gene Ontology annotation, molecular function: protein binding. The record is from RefSeq and is a predicted model, not a curated record. The transcript has 3 exons. NCBI's taxonomy places the organism in Eukaryota, Fungi, Ascomycota, Orbiliomycetes, Orbiliales, Orbiliaceae. Bases 1 to 669 code for a protein of 222 amino acids.
AUGUCUGACCUCAGUUCUGGGACUGAAGAGGGAUCUGCAAUGGAUGGAUCAGUCUUGACAUACAUGUUCGAAACCCGCGACUUUGCAGAUGUCACAGUUUUCGUAGGCGCCACAAAGAAAGCCUUCCGCCUUCACCGUUCAGUAAUCUGUUCCACCUCUGAAUUCUUCCAAACCGCCUGCAAAACGGGUACAUUCAAAGAAGGGACCACCCGAGAAAUCCAUCUCCCAGAAAUCGACGCCACAACUUUCGAAAAAGUUGCUGCCUGGCAGUACGAACAGGGAUAUGAUAUACAAUGGUCUUCGGGAAAGUAUGAUCUCCUAAUGUUCCAAGCGGCGGACUAUCUUCAAAUAGAAUCUCUCCGUCACGAGGUUCUUAAACAACUGGCUAAAGUUUGUGAGACUAAGCUUUGUGAGUUGAGGAAGAUCAAAACGGACUUUGCGAUGGAGGAAUUGUUGGACAAUUUCUCAAAGAUAUGUGAGCUUUGUCGUAAAUCUGAGCUGGAAUUGCUCGGCGAUAUUGCGAAGAGCAUUGCUUGUCAUUGGGAAAUUGACGUGGAGGCAUUGUUGAAUACUUUGAACGACGGGGCUUAUGGGAAUACGUUCUUGGCGGUGAUGUUGGGAGUUCAUCGAUCUAGUCGUUGUGGGUACGGGACCUUUGUGUGGGACUGA